AUGGCUCUUAAUAGUCGCAAAACCAAGCUCUCUUUCGGGACGAUUAUGAGUGGGAUUAGUAGGGGAGAGGAGAAGGGUAAACGUUGCUCUUCAAAUCCCGACGAGGCCCGGUCGCUAUUUCUUGAUGAAUCAAUUAAUGGACAAACAGACUAA
This is a messenger RNA of Dovyalis caffra, 153 nucleotides long. The record is from the annotation of a GenBank genome assembly. Lineage: Eukaryota; Viridiplantae; Streptophyta; Magnoliopsida; Malpighiales; Salicaceae.